AUGUCAAGCCGCGAACACCUCCGCCGGCGCGCCGCCGCGCGGCCGCUGCCCAUCACGGAGCUCGCGCCGGCCGACGACGCGAACGCGCGGCCGACGCCCAUGGCCCACGACCCGCGGGUCUUGCGGAACCUGCCGAAGACGGGCAAGCGCGGCGCGCCCCAGGCGUUCCCGCACCUGCUCUUCAUGAUGCUCGAGCGCGAGGUCGAGGCCGGCACGGUGCACUGGUGCGAGGGCGGCGCGGCCUUCGAGAUCGCGGACCUCGACGGCUUCAUCGCCGACACGCUCGUCAAGUACUUUCGCCACAGCCGCUACGCGUCGUUCCAGCGCCAGCUGAAUUUGUACGGCUUCAAGAAGAACGCCGACGGCGCCUUCGAGCACGAGUCCUUCCUCCGCGACCGGCCCGAGCUCCUCACGCGCGUGCUCCGCGCGCCGCAGUCGACCAAGGGCCGGUCGCGCGGCGCCGCGGCCGCCGCCGACGCCGCGGCGGCCGCGCCGGAGCGGCGCCGCGACGCGAAGCGCGCGCCGCCGGCGCCCGCGCCCGUGUCGACGCCGCCGCCGCCGAAGCGCAAGCGCGCGGCGCCCAUCGCCGCCGCGCCCGAGCCGAGCUGCGCGGACGCGCUCUGGGGCCUCGCGGUGUCGCCGCGGUCCGAGACCUCCGACGCCUUCUUCGCGCCGCUCCUCGCCUGCCCCAUCCCGGAGGCCGCCGCCGCGCCGCCCUGGGCGCCCCUCCCGACGCCGCCGCCGUCGCCCGCCGGCCGCGACGGCGCCGCGCGGCCCGAGCCCGUCGCGCGCGCGGCCGCGGCGGCGCCCCAGCGCGCGCUGCCCGUCGCCUACGAGCCCGCGGUCGAGGCCGGAGUGGGGCGGGUCUACGACGUGCCGCCGCCGCUGGCGCCCCUCGCGCGCGCGCCCGCGCCGCGCUUCUUCGCCGCGCCCCGGCCGGGCGCCGCGGAGCCGCCGCGGCCGCGCGACGACGCGUCGGCGCGGCUCGCGCGGCUCGCGCUCCUCGCGCCCGCGCCGCCGCCGCCGCCGCGGCCCGCGCCGCGCGAGCCGUCGCUCCCGUCGCUCCUGCCGUCGCCCCGCGACGGCUCCGAGCCGACGACGGAGAGCCCGCGGUCCGAGCUCGCGCCGCCGCGCCUCGACGACCGCAUCCCGAGCGACGAGGUCCGCCUGCUCAACCGCACCUUCUCCGACGUCGGCUCCGACACCUGGGACGUCGACGACGGCCCGGGCGAACCCGCCGCCGCGGCCGCCGCGCCCGCCGACCCCGACGACGCGGUCCACGCGCUCUUCGACGAGAUCUUCGCGCCGAGCGCGGCCUACAUUUCCUUCAAGUUGCAUGGCCUCGCGCCGACGCGCCGCUCCACGGCGCGCCGCCAGCACACGGCGCUGUUCGUCCUCGACGACGCCUUCGAGAUGGCCGCCGCCGAGGCCCUCAAGGACGAGAUGGCGGCCAAGAUGCAGCAGCGGAAGGGCGCGGAGCGCGUCGCCGUCCUCGCGGCCGCGGACGCCCUCGAAGAGGCGCAAACGUUGGAGGACCUCGAGAGGGCGCUGGACGUCGCGGGCCUCGCGGGCGUGCCGAGCGACGCGUCCGAGUUCGCCGGCGCCGUCGCGCGCCGGAAGAAGCUCCUCGACGCGCUCGCGCGCGAGGCCGUGCUCGAGACGCUCGCCGGCGCGUCCGUGUCCACGGCCGACGAGCUCGCCCUGAUCGGUACCGCGCUCGAGGAAGCCGCGGCGCUCGGGCUCUCGCUCAACGACCCGGUCGUCUUCGACGCGGCCACGGCGUGCCGCGCGUACGCGGCGUCGGCGGACGUCGACGGCGCGGCCGCGACGGCCGCGGCGUUGAUCUUCAAGGACGAGGCCCACGCGCUCUACGACGACUUCGCGCCGCCGAAGGCCGCCGCGCCCGACGAGCGGACCGUGCCAGACCUCCCCGCGCGCCUCUUGGCGCCGCUGGUGCUGCUCGCGGCGUCGGCGGCGUCGGACGAGCGCGACGACGACGGCUGCGGCGGCGCCGCGUCGUGCUGGGCCGACGACGGCGUGGCGCCCUUCGACUGCGAGGCGUCCCCGUACCCGCUCCAGGUCUUAAAAUGGGGCGACGACGCCGAGUCCUACAACGUGCGCCAGCUCGACAUCGACACGGGCGACUACGCGCUCGUCUUCACGUUGGACUACUUCGACGACCACGUCAACGCGGCCGCGCUCUACGAGGACGCCGACGGCGCGUACUACGCGUUCGCGUCCAUGGGCGGCCUCCUCUGCCGCUUCGACGCGGAGCGCCGCGCCUGCUUCGACGAGCCAUUGGAGUACGCGGCGAACGUGGGCUGCGUCGUCGGCGACCGCUACUACUACUCCAAAAACACGGGCCGCAACGACGGCAGCGCGAUCUUCUACGUCGACGACGUGCAGACCGCGUCCCCAAAAUUCCACAACGCGUCGUCCUUCACGAUUUCCGCGAGCCUCUACGAGGAUGCGGUGCUCGACCUCGCGCCGCUGCCCGAGGACGGCGCCGUCUACGUCGACGACGGCGUGGCGGACGCGACGUACCUCGUCGGCCUCGCGGCGCGCUACGAGGUGCUCGUCGUGCGCCUCUCGUCGGCGACGGGCGCGCCCGAGGCCUACGCGGUCUUGCCGUCGACGGUGGACUGGUCGGACUACCCAGCGGACGACCCGCCGGACGGCGCCGACUCGUCGUUCGGCGCCGCGUUCGCCUACGUCUCCGAAACGGCCGGCCGCGAGCUCUACUUCGCGUCCAACGAGGGCUACGGCAUCUUCUUCCUGGAGCUGCCGCUCGACGCGCCGGCGGACUGCUGGAACGCGGGCCACGACGUCGAGAGUCACGUCGUUUGCGACGGCGCCGCCGCGGUCAUUCGAUGGGUCGGGCCGUCGCUGCCGGCGUCGUCGAACGACGGCCUGAACUGCCCCGAGGGCAGCGUGCUCCAGGAGACGGAAGCGCCGUCCUACGCGCCGUCGACGUACGCCCCGUCGGCGACCCCCGCGGACGUGUCCGCGUUCGACUGCGGCAGCUUCGGGAACCCGAUCCAGAUUUUGCGCGAGGCUGUGUGGAAAUCAAAUCUUCAACCCGACUUCAAUGUGCGCGCGAGCGACGACGAGCCCUACGAGGCGGCCAUGCUCGACUUCGAGACGGGGAACUACGAGACGCUCUACGCCUUCGACUUCGACGGCCACAUCAACGCGGUCGCCAUGCACGCGGACGCGUCCUACUCGACCUUCACGGCCUGGGGCUCCUUCGCCGGGUUCUUGUGCAAGUUCGACAGCGCGCACCGGAAAUGCUUCCCGACGCCCCUCGCGGAGGAGAAGCCGAACCUGGGCACGAUUUUGGAGGACACGUACUACUACGCGAAGGAGGUCGGCGACAACGGCGAGAAGAGCUUCUACUUCGUGUCCGGCAUCGACACCGAGGCGCCGGCGUUCCACGAGGAUGCGCUCUUCGUGGUCUCGGAGGACGUCUUCGAGCGGAGCGUGCUGGACAUCGUCGCGCUCACGGAAAACUUCGUCGACGCGGAGGGCGUCGCGUGGCCGCGCGAAUUCGUCGCCGACGGCGACGACGCGGGCCGCUACCUCUUCGGCAUGGGCCAGGCGCUCGAGGUCGUCGUCGUGCGCUUGGAUGAUGGCGGCGUGCCCGACGCCUAUGCGGUUUUGCCCGCGGUCGUCGACUGGAAUGGCGCGGACGUGGAAACGGGCACGUCGGCCUACGGCGCGGCCUUUUUGUACCAGCUCGACAUGGCCGGCGACGUCGAGAUGUACUUCGCGGCCAACGAGGGCUUCGGCCUGUUUCAGGUCGUGUUGCCCGUGACGGUGCCCGACGCGUGCUGGAACACGGGCUUCGACGCGGCGUCGCACGCCGCGUGCGCUUCUUCCAGCGCGUCCGUCGUGCGCAAGUACGCGUCCGCGGAGGCGACGUCCAACGACGGCAUGAACUGCCCCCUGGGCCUCAUCGCGCCGGACCCGUCGCCGGCGCCGAGUUACACGCCGACGCCGGCGCCGACGCCCGGGCCGAGCCCCGAGCCGACGCCCGAGCCGAGCCCCGAGCCGAGCCCCGAGCCGACGCCCGACCCGUCGCCCGACCCGACGUCCUACGCCGUGGCGCCCUUCGACUGCGACGGCUUCCCGGACCCCAUCCAGGUCAUGCGCGACGGCGACGACGAGCACUACCGCGCCGCGCAGCUCGAGAUCCAGGGCGACGGCGAGUACGUCACGCUCUUCGAGCUCGACUACCUCGACCUCGACAGCCACGUCAACGCCGUGGCCAUGUACGAGUCGGACGACUACGAGGCGUUCUACGCCUACGCGGCCAUCGACGGCAAGCUCUGCGCCUUCGACGACGGCGGCGCGGCCUGCUUCGCGACGUCGCUGAUGGAGGACCGGCCGAACGUCGGCGCGAUGCUCGACGGCAACUACUACUACGCCAAGACGCCGGGCGAGGGCGACCGCGCCUUCUACUGGGUCGAGGGCGUCGACGGCGACCCCGUCUUCCACGAGACGGCGGCCUUCGUGGUCUCCGAGGACCUCUUCGAGGAUUCGGUUUUGGACGUGACGCCGAACAAGGAGGUCGACGGCGAGGACGCGUGGAUCGUCGACGGCGUCGCCGGCGGCGCCUACCUCAUCGGUCUGGGCCAGGCCUUCGAGGUCUUCGUCGUGCGCCUCGACGGCGACGGCGCGCCGGAGGCCUACGCGGUCGUCGACGCCGUCACGGUGAACUGGGCGUCCAAGACGCCCGAGGACGGCACCUCAGCCUUCGGCGCGGCCUUCUCCUACCGCUCGCGGGACUGGGACGUCUACUACCCCUACUUCGCGUCCAACGAGGGCUGGGGCAUGUUCCAGCUCGAUUUGCCUCUGGAGAUCCCGGACGAGUGCUGGAACACGGGCACGGACACCCUGGCGCACGCGGCCUGCGCCGCCGAGCGGGCCAUCGUGCACUGGCGCGGCCCGUCCGCGGACGCGAGCUCGAACGACGGCAUGAACUGCGCCCUCGGCGGCUUCAUCGUCGAGCUGCCGCCGACGCCCGCGCCGACGCGCGGCCCGAGCCCGGAGCCGACGCCCGAGCCGUCGGCGCCGCCGACGCCCGAGCCGUCGCCCGCGCCGACGCCCGCGCCGACCUACGCGCCGUCGACGGCGGCGCCGUCCGAGGGCGACGUCGAGGCCUUCGACUGCGCCCAGUUCCCGAACCCCGUGCAGGUGCUCCGCGGCGACGACGGCGAGCCCUACCGCGUCGCGGAGCUCGACCUCGUCUCCGGCGAGUACCACUCGCUCUACGAGCUCGGUUAUCUCGACGUCGACGACCACGUCAACGCCAUCGCGCUCUACGAGUGGGCCGUCGACGCCUACUACAUGUACGGGUCCCUCGCGGGCUAUCUGUGCGUCUUCGACCGCGUCAAAAAGUGGUGCCUGGACACGCCCCUGGCGGAGGCGAAGCCCAACGCGGGCACGAUUCUAGGAGCCAACUACUACUACGCCAAGGAGCCGGGCAUGGGCGGCGACCGCGCGGUCUACUGGGUCGAGGGCCUGGACGCGGCGGCGCCGGUCUUCCACGAGGACUACGGCUUCGUCAUCCCGGACGACCUCUUCACGCGGUCCGUCCUCGACUUCGCGCCGCUCAAGGAGGAGCGCGACGACGUGUGGAUCGACGACGGCGAGGGCAAGGGCGAGUACUUGGUGGGUCUGGCCCAGGCCUUCGAGCUCGUCGUCGUCCGGCUCGGCGACGGCGGCGCGCCGGACGCCUACGCGGUGAUCCCGGGCGUCGCCGACUGGCGGAGCCGGACGCCCCAGAGCGGCACGUCGGCCUUUGGCGCCGCGUUCACGUACCGCAGCGCGACGUGGGGCGACGCGCAGGUCUUCUUCGCGUCGAACGAGGGCUGGGGCCUCUUCGAAUUGGAGCUGCCCGUCGUCGUGCCGGAGGCGUGCUGGAACGCGGACGAGGAGACGCAGAACCACGUCGUCUGCGAGGCCUCGUCGGCGUCCAUCGUGUACCGCAUGGCGUCGCUGGACGCGUCGAGCAACGACGGCCUGAACUGCGAGACGCAGGCGUUCGUCGCGUUCGAGGAUCCGACGCGCGCGCCGACGACCGGCGACCCGACGCCGGCCCCGUCGUUCGAGCCGUCGCGGGCGCCGUCGGCGCAGCCGACCUACGCGCCGACGAGUGCGGCGCCGUCCGAGGGCGCCGUCGAGCCCUUCGACUGCGCCGCGGCGGGCAACCCGAUCCAGGUGCUCCGGGAGAAGGACGACGAGCACUACCGCGUCGCGGAGCUCGACGUCCUCACGGGCGCGUACCACACGCUCUACGAGCUCGACUUCCUCGACCUCGACGCCCACGUCAACGCGCUGGCCAUGUACGACGCCGCCGUCGACGAGUACUACGCCUACGGGUCCUUCGCGGGCUACCUCUGCGUCUUCGACCGGCGGAAGCGGUCGUGCUUCGACACGCCCCUGGCGGAGGAGAAGCCCAACGCGGGCGCGAUUCUAGGAGCCAACUACUACUACGCCAAGGAGCCGGGCAUGGGCGGCGACCGCGCGGUCUACUGGGUGGAAGGCUUGGACACGGACGCGCCCGUGUUCCACGAGGACUACGGCUUCGUCGUGCCCCAGGACCUCUUCACGCGGUCCGUCCUCGACUUCGCGCCGCUCGAGGAGAAGCGCGACGACGUCUGGAUCGACGACGGCGAGAACAAGGGCGAGUACCUGGUGGGCCUGGCCCAGGCCUUCGAGCUCUUCGUCGUGCGGCUCGGCGACGACGGCGCGCCGGAGGCCUACGCGGUCCUGGAGUCGGACGUCGACUGGGGCCUGGGCAAGCCCGAGACGGGCACGUCGGCCUUCGGGGCGGCCUUUGGGUACCGCGAGGGCUACGAGUGGUACGGCCUGUCGUCGUACUUCGCGUCGAACGAGGGCUGGGGCAUCUUCGAGCUCGAGCUGCCCGUCGUCGUGCCCGAGGCCUGCUGGAACACGGGCUUCGAGACGGAGACGCACGCCGUCUGCGACGGCGCGACGGCGUCGCUGACGCGCGUGACGGAUUCGGCCGACGCGAGCAGCAACGACGGCCUCAACUGCCCGCUCGGGAGCUUCGAGGCGCCCGUCUUCCCGACGGCGGCGCCGACGAAUCCGCCGACGACCUACGCCCCGACGGCGGCGCCGUCGGAGCGCCCCGUCGAGCCCUUCGACUGCGAGGCGCACCCGGCGCCGCUCCAGGUCAUGCGCGAGGGCGACGACGAGCCCUACGCAGGGCAGGACAAGAGAGCGAAAUUCCCAACUUCAAAGGCUCCUUUCUCGGCCGUGUUCCACUCGCCCUACGGCGUCUUCGAGCUCGACGUCGAGAGCGGCGACUACGCCGAGCUCUUCGACCUGAGCUACUUCGACGGCCACGUCAACGCCGUCGCCAUGGGCAUCUCGGACGCGGGCGACCACUACCUCGUCGGCGCGUUCACGGGCGACGGCGACGACCUGGCCAGGCUCUGCGUCUUCGACGCCGCGAAGACGCGCUGCUUCGAGGAACUCGCCCUCGCGAAGCCCAACGUCGGCGCCAUCCUCCGGCAGGACGACGGCGCGGAGCACUUCUACUACGCCAAGGAGCCGGGCUACGGCGGCGAGAAGGGCUUCCACUUCGUCGAGCGGAUCAACGGCGCGCCCGUCUUCCACGACGAGCUGCGCUUCGUCAUCUCCGAGGACCUCUACGAGCGGAGCGUCCUGGACGUCGUCGCCCUGCGGGAGCCGACGGGCGACGACGGCGGCUCCCUCACGAUCGUCGACGACGGCGUCGACGGCGGCGCGUACGUCGUGGGCCUCGGCCAGCGCUUCGAGCUCUUGAUCGUGCGCCUCGCGGACGACGGCUACCCGGAGGACUUCGCCGUGCUCGAGUCGGACGUCGACUGGGGCGACGAGCCGGCGCGCGACGACAAGAGCGCCUACGGCGCCGCGUUCCUCUACGUCACGGCGGGCCUCCCGGACGUGCUGUUCGCGUCGAACGAGGGCUGGGGCAUCUUCCGGCUCAAACUCCCCGUCGCCGUGCCGGACGACUGCUGGAACACGGGCUUCGACGCGGCGGCGCAGAGCGCGUGCGCGGGCGCGCGCGCGGCGCUCGAGCGGACGUCCAACUCCGCGGAGGCGACGUCGAACGACGGCAUGAACUGCCCCUUCGGCUACUACGACACGCCGGCGCCGUCCGCCGAGCCGCCGGCGCCGACGGCGGCGCCGACCUACGGCCCCUCGGCGAGCGUCGCGCCGUCCGCCGCGCCGACGCACGGGCCGACGGCGCCGCCGUCCGCGAGCCCCGUGGAAGCCGCCCCGUCCGCCGCGCCGACGCCCUACGAGUGCGGCUUCUGCUGGUCGGACCUCAGCGUCGAGGCCGCGGACUGCGCCGUGCUGCCGCUGCGCUUCGCGGACGACGACGAGGGCCACGCGGUCGUCGAGUUGCACGGCGGCUCCGGCGACUACGGCGCGAAAUUCGACGUGCCCUACUACACGCGGAGCCUCGGCGGCCUCGCGCUCUACGAGUCGCGGGAGGGCUGCAUGCUCUUCGGCGCCUUUGGGAACCGGCUCUGCCGCUUCGACGACUCGCACGCGACCUGCUUCUACAACUACCUCGACGAGCAGGCGCCGGCGGCGGCGACCGUCGUCGGCGAGACCUACUACUACGCCGCCGCGCUCCCCGGCGCCAUCCACCGCGUGGAAGCCAUCCACGGCGACGACGCCGUCUUCGUCGAGGGCGUCAUCGUCGUCGACGUCGACGCGCCGCCGGUGUACGACCUCGCGCCGCUCCUCGACGGCGGCGGCGACGACGCCGUCGUCGACGGCGCGGCGGGCGACUACCUCGCGGGCGUCGCCGCGGGCGGCGGGGCGCUGCUCGUCGUGCGCCUCGCGGACAACGCGACGGCGGUCGUCGCCUUGAGCGGGGGCGCGAACGCGUCGUACUCCGCGGCGUUCUCCUACGGCUCGGGCGCCGCGUCGCGCUUCUUCGCCGUCGCCGACGAAGUCGGCGUCUACGAGCUCGGCCUCCCGCUGACGGUCGGCGACGGCUGCUGGGUCGGGACCUGCGACGCGUCCGGCGUCCUGGCCUACGUCGGCCCCGCGGGCUCCGGCGCCAGGGGCGCGGCCGCGAACGCGCGGGACCCGGCCGCGUACGGCGACCCGAGCCUCUCGCCGUCGCUGUCGCCCGCGCCGACGUCGACGGCGCCCGCGGCCGCGCCGUCGGCGCCCCCGAGCGGUGGCCCCACGUCGCGGAGGCCGACGUCGCUCUCGCCGUCGCUCGCGCCGUCGGUCGCGCCGACCGCCGAGCCUACGGGCGCGUGCGGCGACUUCGUCUACGAGCUCGAGAUGACGGGCGCGGACUGGGCCGACGCGUCCGUCGUCGUCUCCUCCGACGACGCGCUGGUGUUCGAGAUCGCGCCGGAAGCCGCGGGCGUCGUCGAGGCGUGCCUCCCCGACGGCUGCUACGGCCUGGCCGUAUCGGGCAUCUCCGUCGACGCCGAAGCGUCGCUAGCAAACUCGGCGGCCUGCGGCUCGGCGGCCUGCGGCGUCGCCGUCUGCGUCGCCGGCGGCGCCGCGGCCUACGGCGCGCCGACGGCCGCGCCGACGGCCUGCACGGACCGGAGCGACUGGUACAAGAAAAACGCGCCGUGGAAGGACUGCGCGUGGGUGGCCGCGUACCCGGACCUGCGCUGCGAGGUCGUCGGCUACGACGAUGCCAUCAGCGGCGACGCCUGCGCCGUCGCCUGCGAGUCCUGCGACGCGACGGCGCCGCCGUCGGCGAGCGCGGCCGCGGCCGCGCCGAGCGCCGCGCCGACCGCCGCGGCGGGCGCGCCGUCGCGCGCGCCGACCUACGGGCCGUCGACCUACGGGCCGUCGUCGGCGCCCCCGUCCGCGGAGCCGACGGUCGUGGGGGAUGUCGUCGUCGAAUGGCCGGACGUCGUCUUCUGGAGCUCGCCGUCGUGCUCGCUCACCGUCGACGCGCCCGCGACGGUGCGCUUCGACUGGGCGAGCGGCACGCACACGGUCCACGAGCUCCCGGACGCCGACGCUUUCGAUUCCUGCGACUUCGCCGACGCGACGGCGCUGGGGGACGUGGCGCCCGUCGCCGCGGCCGUCGAGCCCGGGGAGGUCCGCUACUUCGCGUGCUCCGUGGGCAGCCACUGCACCUCGGGCAUGAAGCUGGCCGUCGAGGCCGCGGCGCCGUCGGCCGCGCCGACGGCCGGGGCCGCGGCGGCCGCGCCGACGGGGGCGGCGACGACCUACGCGCCGUCGGCCGCGCGGUCGGCCGCGCCGACGGCCGCGGGCCUCUACGUCGUCUCCACGGUCGUCGUCGUCGACUUCGGCGUCUACACGUCCAACGACCUCGCGGCCGCCGUCGGCGAGGCUUUGGUCGCGUCGUCGGACGCGGCCAGGAGCCUCGUCGCCGUCGAGCUCGGCGAACUGUCGCAGGCCGUCCCCGACGCGCGGCGCCUCGAGGGCAACCCGAUGGACGCCGAGGACACGCGCCUCGAGGCCCGCGCGGACCUCGAGACGUCCGGCGACGACGCGGCCGCGGCCGCCGAGGCCCUGGAGGCCGAGCUCGCCGCCGCGGUCAACGACGGGACCCUGAGCGCGGAAGUCUUCGCGGCCGCGCGGGCCUACGAGUCCCUCGACUACAUCGAGGACAGCCAGCUCUCGGACGCCGUGCUCGUCACCGAAUCGCUCGCCGCGCUCGAGGCGGAGACGCAACCGGCGGACCCGUCGCCGACGCCCGCGCCGGCGCCGGAGCCGUCGACGGCGCGGCCCGCGCCGCCGACGGCGAAGCCGUCGUCGCCGCCGCCGUCGUCGCCGCCGCCGACGCCGUCGCCGCCGACGCCGCAGCCGUCGACGGCGAAGCCGGAACCGAGGACGGCGCGCCCCGCGCCGGCGCCGACGGCGAACCCCUCCACCGCGAACCCCGCGCCGGAGCCGACGUCGUCGGCGAACGGCGCCACCGUUACGGACGACGGGAGCGUCACCGCGUCGAGCCAGAUGACGAACACCUACGCCCUCGACAGCUCCGAGUGCUACGCGCCGACGGAGGAGGGCGGCUGGGGCUACUGCGGCGCGCCGACGUGCCGGAACCAGUACAUCACCUGCUCCGACGAGGGCGGCGGCCCGCCGGUCGUCGACGGCGUCGCCGGCGCCUACCGGUCCGACUACGCGGCCGACGGCUCCGAUUGCACGUCGUUCCUGGACAUGAGCGACUACGACGAGAUCACGGACUGGGGCUUCAACGGCCCCUGCGACGACACGUGCACGCAGCGCACGGACGGCGUCUGCGACGGCGCGUUCCUCGAGCGCGUCGUCCAGGGCCCGUCGAUCAAGUGGGCCUUCUGCAACGACAAGUGGCUCAUCCUCAUGACCUCCGGCGAGGGCGGCGUCUUCGAGCCGCACCUGAACAACGUGCCGAGCCCGCCGCUCGGCGUGUCCGGCGGCGUGACCUACUGCACGGGCGACCCGACGCGCACCGUCGACCGCUACUACAGCCUCCAGUACCCGCUCGACGUCGUCGACUUCGACGAGGGCGUCUGGACGAACAACGUCGACCUCUUCGACGGCACGGCGGGCAACGAGGGCAUCCCCUACCUCUACGACGACGGCCUCGGCAUCGGCACCUACGGCCUGCCCGACGGCGCGGGCGUCGGCAUCACGGUCAACGGCAUGCAGAACUGGGUCACGCAGAACAACCGCGGCGAGUGGAACCAGCCGACCUGCGAGACGUCGCCCUGCAACCUCCACGUCGGCCAGGGCGCGGGCCAACCCCACGUCCACGGCGACCUCUUCAGCGACAGCCACCAGUGCCUCUACGGCACGUCCAACUACACGUCCACGGCGUCGCACCCGCCCAUCGUCGGCUUCGGCGCCGACGGCCACCUCAUCUACGGCCGCUACCUCGGCGACGACGCGCCGGGCUUCGCGGCGCCGCUCCUCGACGAGUGCAGCGGCCACACGCACGACGAGUCGACGACCGACGAGUACGGCGUCGACCUCGGGGCGACGUACCACUACCACACGCAGAUCUUCGACUACACCUGCGGCAUGGGCAACGACCGCUGCGACGACGGCGACGAGGUCGUCAUCUCGACGACGGGCCCGCUCUUCUGCUUCCGCGCGGACCUGAGCCGGCAGGAGGGGUCGAGCGCGCUGCUCUCGUUCACGACGUCCGACGCCUACCUGACCGCGAACGACAUGACCUACGCCUGCUGCGACAUGACGGACUACUACGCCGUCACGGGCCUGGACCAGAAGGACGCGUCCCAGUUCUUCGCCGAGUCGUCGACGUGCCUCGUGCUCGCGCACCCGACGAACGGCGCGUACGCGUCGGCCUUCUGCGAGCCCGGCGACACGCUCUACAGCGGCAACGGCUGCCACGUGGACUGCGACGACGGCUACGUCGCGUCGGGCAUCACGCGCUGCGUCGAGGGCGCGUUCGUCGAGUACGCGACGUGCGUCGCGGACGCCGCGCCGUCGGGCGCCCCGACGCCCGCGGCGCCGGACGACGACGACGACGACGGGGCCGACGCGGCGUCGGGGAGCCUGCUCAUCCUCGUGGGCGUCGCGUGCGUCGUCGUCGCCUGCGGCGUCUGCUACGCGGCGUUCUACCUGCACCGCCGCGAGCGCGAGCACGACGAGAAGCGGCGGUUGCGCUGGGAGCAGCUCGAGAAGGAGAUGUCCCUCGAGGCCGCCGACGCCGGCGAGGCGCCGCCGGCGCUGCCGGCGCCCGUCGACGCGGGCUGCGCGCCGGGCUGGCCGGGCGCCGCGGCGCCGCGAGUCGAGGCGCGCGACUUCGCGGGCCGCGGCGACCGCUGGGUCGGCGGCGGCGACGACCGCUACGGCGACGCCUACCCGCCGCCGGCGCCGCCGGCGCGGUCCUACGAGCUCGCGCCCGCGCGCGCGGCCUACGACGGCGGCGAGGACGCGCGCGACGGCCGCGCGCCGUUCCACCCGUCGCCCGUCCGGGGCGCGGACGCGCCGCCGCCGCCGCCGUCGUCGGAGAAGAAGAAGAAGAAGAAGAAAAAGAAGAAGAAGGACGCGCCGGCGCCGGAGCCGGCCUGGGAGCUCACGGAGGACCGCGACGACGCGCCCUUCGUCCUCUAA
Aureococcus anophagefferens is the source of this 13095-nucleotide messenger RNA. RefSeq lists its product as hypothetical. Gene Ontology annotation, molecular function: DNA-binding transcription factor activity; sequence-specific DNA binding. The record is from RefSeq and is a predicted model, not a curated record. Gene Ontology annotation, biological process: regulation of DNA-templated transcription. Bases 1 to 13095 code for a protein of 4364 amino acids. Lineage: Eukaryota; Pelagophyceae; Pelagomonadales; Pelagomonadaceae. The transcript has 11 exons.